Molecule: messenger RNA, 558 nt
Organism: Rotaria sp. Silwood2
Lineage: Eukaryota; Metazoa; Rotifera; Eurotatoria; Philodinida; Philodinidae
Source: the annotation of a GenBank genome assembly
AUGAAGUCAAUCAAUAUUGUAUCAUUAUUUCUUGUUAUUAGUAUUCUCUAUACUGAAGGUUUUCUUCAAAAAAAAAAGGAUGGUACAUCUGCACAAACUAAAGCACCUAAGAAAGAAAAAUGUAUGAUUGUUAAGGGUAAAGGAAAAAAUCUCAUUGGCGAUAUUAUUCAUAUACAUAAAGAGUUUGCUCCAACAUUAAAAACUAUUGAUAAUAUUGCUAAGCAAUGCAAUAUUAAAUUAUCUAUUAGAGGUUCUUAUGAACCAGUACAAGAUCCAUCAAAAGCAUUAAGAUUUACUGCAGCUAAUGUUGGUAAACAACUUAAAUUUAUUAUUAUGGAUAAGACUGGAAAAAAAUUAAUUUGUAAUGAUAUGUGUCUUGCUAAGGAAGGUGAAAAAGUUCCAGAAGUUAAAUGUCUCGCUACUAAUUUACGUAAAGAAAAUUUAAUUUAUGCACCUCGUGGUGAAGCAGGUACACUUAAUGAUGGGUCUGAUACAAAAGUUGGCUUUACUGAUACUGCUCGAAGUAUUCAAGAAGCAUGUAAAGGUGUGAAACUUUAA